Macadamia integrifolia is the source of this 1781-nucleotide messenger RNA. Its product is annotated as protein LTV1 homolog. Bases 180 to 1766 code for a protein of 528 amino acids. Gene Ontology annotation, cellular component: cytosol; nucleus; preribosome, small subunit precursor. The record is from RefSeq and is a predicted model, not a curated record. Lineage: Eukaryota; Viridiplantae; Streptophyta; Magnoliopsida; Proteales; Proteaceae. The transcript has 4 exons. Gene Ontology annotation, biological process: ribosomal small subunit export from nucleus; ribosomal small subunit biogenesis.
CUCUUUCUGGUGUAGGAAGUGGGGGUUGGGUGAUGGCAGCUUCAUCUUUAGCCAGGUUUGAUUCCUGCGCUUCUGAAUCAUUAAGAAAACAGACAAAGGAAGGAUUAUUACAACACAGAAGGUUGGGUUCGUCUCCCGUUUUAUCUGUCAAGUACCAACAUUAACAUUCUGACAAGAGAAUGGGGAAGAAGAAGUUCAUCGAUAAGAAAAAAUCUGCUACUUUUCAGCUACUUGCAAGGGACUCAUCCAGUCCCAGUUAUGAUGGUGAUCCCUCUGGAGACAGAGUUUUCGUUAGGGUUGAUGAUAAUCCAUACUCGGUUAAUGGAUUCUUUGACGAAGAUGUCCAUGACGUUGGAGGCACUGCUCAUUCUGGUUAUUCCCUCAAAACUGAUGUCACAAAUGAUCCGAACUCCAUUUUUGCCGAUGCUUCUGGUGACGGUGACGAUGAAGAUGAUGCUGACUAUGACAGAUUUGAGAUCCAUGGAAACCAAAAUCAAAGUCUGGUGACUGGUGCAGGGCCACUACCAGAUCAUGCGAGGAGAGAAAUUUUGGAGCUUGGAUUUCCUGACGACGGUUAUAACUAUCUUGCUCAUCUUCGGGAGAUUAAGAACACUGGAGGUGGUUCUGCCUUUUACCAUAACAGUAAAGCGAAGCUUGAUCAGCUCCCACUUGAUGUGAAGGCUUAUGAUGCUUCGAAGGUACGCAUGCCUCGUUCACUUGCCAAUGAUGAUGCAAAUGAGAAUUCCAUGUACACUACUGCAGCGAAGACUGUGGGUUUAAAGAUUCAGAAGGCUGUUGAUCCUGAAGUUGCAGCUUUACUUGACGACGGUGAUUUGUCUCGGUUUGGCUCAGAUGUGGAGGACUUGGAAGAAGAUUUUGUUGUUCGUGCAAACGUUCCUGAAGAAAAGGAAGAUGUUCUGGAUAAGAAUAUCAAUUCAUUUGACCGAUCCAGGGUAACUGGACAAGAAGUCAGCAAGCAUGCUAUUUGCUAUGCUGAACAACAGGGAUCUCAUUUGCUUGGCUGUGAUGCAUCAAGAAGCCAUGAAGCAGAGCAAGAGAUUGUUACUGAGCAGCCAAGGUUUCGUCGAAUUUUGGAUGAGCAAUUUGAUAUGCUCACACUUCAGGAAUAUGGUACAGACUGUGAUUAUGAUUAUGAUAAUGAUGGUUCCAUAGUUGCAGAAGGUGAUACCCUUGCAGACAAGCUUAAUCAUGUCCUUAAAGAUCAUGUUGUGGAUGAGUUGGAUCUUGUUGACAAAUACAAAGUUCCUGCUGAUUUCUUGCACCAAAGUGGUGGUCCAGACAGUAAAGAACUCGUAGACUCUGCUGCUGAUGUGAUCCGCCGGUGUGCAGAGUAUGCUGAGAUGUACAAUGAAAACAAAGAUAAUGAGGAUGUGAUGGUUCUAGAGGAAAGUAGUGAAGAAUCUGAGGUGUGGGACUGUGAAACUAUUGUUUCAACAUACUCAAAUCUUGAUAACCACCCUGGGAAAAUUGAAGCUCCAGAGUAUGGUAGAAAGAAGAAACUGGCUGAAACUGUCUCUAAAGCUGCUGCCAGCGAGCAUGUUAUUUCUCUUCGUGGAAAGGAGAGGCUUCCAGUUGAAUUUUUACCUCACAGUAGAAAAGUUGUUGCGGAGAAGGUGACGAAAGCACCAAUCACAAAACCUGAGAUACCGAAGAGGAGACCUCAUGGCCAAGAGUCAAAGGAAGAAAAGAAAGGAAGGAAGGUAAGUGCUUCCUGCUUGUUUCAACUUUUCUUAAGUUAUGCCUGAUUCUUCCCUUUUUUU